This is a messenger RNA of Pseudogymnoascus verrucosus, 1080 nucleotides long. RefSeq lists its product as uncharacterized. Bases 1 to 1080 code for a protein of 359 amino acids. The record is from RefSeq and is a predicted model, not a curated record. The transcript has 2 exons. Gene Ontology annotation, molecular function: oxidoreductase activity; zinc ion binding. NCBI's taxonomy places the organism in Eukaryota, Fungi, Ascomycota, Leotiomycetes, Thelebolales, Thelebolaceae.
AUGAGUUCUACGAUACCUGAUAAAAUGAGGGCGGUGGUCUUCAACGGUCCAUUCGACGUCAAAGUUGUGACCAAACCAACGCCCCAGAUUCGCGAGCCCACCGACGCCAUUCUCAAGGUCUCUUCCACUGCUUUGUGCGGCAGCGACUUGCAUUACUAUCGAGGUCACCAGAAAGCAACGCCUGGAUUUGUCUGUGGGCAUGAAACGGUCGGACAUAUAGUGGCUUUAGGCGACUCGGUCAAGAACCAUCAGCUCGGUGACCAUGUCGUUGUUCCCUUCUCCACUUCUUGCGGCGACUGCUUCUAUUGUAAUCAAGGCGAAUCCAGUCGCUGUUCAAAGGCUGCACUCCUUGGGUGUAUCACACCGACAUUUUCUUUGGACGGAGGGCAAGCGGAAUAUCUCCUAGUACCGAAUGCGACAUCGUCGUUGGUGAAAGCCCCGUCAAGGAUUGCAGACGACUUGCUCGUUUUGAUGGCAGAUGUGUUCCCAACUGGAUAUUUCGCCGCCAGCCGAUUUCUCAAAGACCUAUCCGAAAAGCAACAGGGAGAUACUGUAGCUGUGGUUCUUGGGUGUGGUCCUGUAGGGAUUUGCGCAAUCGCUUCAGCUCUCCAUCUCACCAAUAACAAAGCCAAGGUCUUUGCAGUGGACUCGAUCCCAGAACGGCUGGAAGCAGCCAAGAAAUUAGGUGCAAUUCCGAUCAAUUUGUUAGACAACCCAGUUGAGAAGAUCAAGGAAGCUUCAUCUGGCCGCGGUGCAGACGUUGUAAUGGAAGUUGUCGGCCACGCCGACGCUCUCGAGCUGGCCUUUGAUAUGAUCCGCCCCUUCGGCAAAAUUUCUAGUGUGGGAGUGCACAAUGAACAUAUCAGCUUCCCAGGCUUUGCUCUAUACUCGAAAAAUGUGACAUUGGCCUUUGGCCGGUGUCCUGUACGGAGUCUGUUUGACGAGACUGCUGCGGUAUUGGAGGAAUUACAGGACAAGCUUCUCUUCUUGUGCCAGAACAAAAUGUCUCUUGAGGAGGCUCCGGAGGCUUUCAAGUUAUUCGAGAAGAUGAAAGUACAUAAGAUUUUAUUUAGCGUAUAA